AUGAAGGUCCUCCUCCUGCUCCUGCUGGCUUUUCUUCUGCCUCCUGGGGCUAAUGCUGAUGAGAUUAUUGGGGGCCAAGAAUCAAUUCCACAUUCCCGUCCUUACAUGGCAUUUCUGGAAAUCGAAAAACAUGGUUUUAAGUACCAAUGUGGCGGGUUCCUAAUUCGGAGGGACUUCGUGAUGACAGCUGCCCAUUGUGCAGGAGAUUCCAUCAAAGUUUCCCUUGGAGUACAUAACAUCAAAAAGAAAGAGUCAACCUGGCAGAUCCUUAAUGUCAAACAUCAAAUUCCUCACCCAGAAUAUGACCCCAGGAGGAUUCUCAACGACAUCAUGUUACUAAAGCUGGAAGAAAAAGUCAACCUGACUUUGGCAGUGGGGCCUGUCCCCAUUGCUUCAGAGCGCAAUCCUAUUGACCAUGGGAAAGUAUGUCGAGCAACUGGCUGGGGAAGGACAGGAGUAAUAGCUCCAGGAUCAGAUACUUUACAGGAAGUGAAACUGAGACUAAUGGAUCCUGUUAACUGCAAGCAUUAUCCCAGUUUUGAUAAGAAACGCCAGUUGUGUGUGGGAAACCCCAAGAAAAUUCAAUCAGCAUAUAAGGGAGACUCUGGAGGACCCCUCAUUUGUUCUGGUGUGGCACGAGGCAUUGUCUCCUACGGAAGACAUGAUGCAUUACCUCCUGCAGUCUUCACUCGAAUUUCCUAUUACCGCCGCUGGAUCAAUCAAAUUCUAAAAUCAAAUUAGCUCUGUGGCCUUGGCUCUGUCAAAAGGAGUCUCCAUCCUGGGGCUGAGCCAUUCUCUUGAUGCCCUCACACUAGGACCACCCCAAUGUCUGCUCAGCCCCAUCCCAGAGCCUAAAGUUGGGGAGGAGGGGAAAGGAUUCAGUGAAGAUUUAAACGGGAUAUUGAACUCAAGUCUAACUAUGACUUCAA
Messenger RNA from Gracilinanus agilis (Agile Gracile Mouse Opossum), 929 nucleotides. It is a transcript of the gene CMA1, whose product is annotated as chymase 1. The record is from RefSeq and is a predicted model, not a curated record. Lineage: Eukaryota; Metazoa; Chordata; Mammalia; Didelphimorphia; Didelphidae. Gene Ontology annotation, biological process: proteolysis. Gene Ontology annotation, cellular component: intracellular membrane-bounded organelle; cytoplasm. Gene Ontology annotation, molecular function: serine-type endopeptidase activity. The transcript has 5 exons. Bases 1 to 741 code for a protein of 246 amino acids.